CUCCAAGGAAGGAAGCCAGUUCUUUCCGAGACCAACAAAGGGACUCCGGCUGGCCUGCAGAGGGCGCUGGAAUAUCAGCUUGGAGGCUGUGCUUCUGGAAGAACCUCAGGGCUCCCUCCCUUUUUCUAACCUGUGUCCUCAGAGAACAUGUUAGUUGUGCUGUUUGACAAGCUGGGAAGACCAGAAAACCUUUAGCUAAAGGAGGUGGCCAAGCCGAGCCCAGGAGAGGAUGAAGUCCUCCCCAUAGUGGCUAAAUGGCACAGGGCCCUGCCAGUAACUCAUCUGGAUAUGUGUGCAGAGCCAGUGUCGGGAGUUCUGAGAGUUGACCUUUAUUUGGGAAAAAGGGGGUCAAGAAUGGUGACACACAGAUUUCUGAUCAUGCUCACCACUUGUGUGCUCCUCUCUCUGCAGAGAAAAGGCCAGUACACCCCACCUCCAGCAGCCAGCAGCAUUUUGGGACUUGAGGCAUCUGAACAUGUGGCCAAACUGGGUCCUGGAUGUCAGGGGCACUGGAAGCCUGGAGAUUCAGCCAUGGCUGUGCUGCCUGGUGGGGGCCAGGCUCAGUAUGCCACUGUUCCCAAAGGACUCCUCAUGCCCAUCCCGGUGGGACUGUCCCUGUUUCAGGCUGCAGCCAUCCCGGAGGCCUGGCUCACCACCUUCCAGCUGUUAUAUCUUCUGGGAAAUGUUCAGGCCAGACAGUUUGUGCUAAUCCAUGUGGGGUCAAGUGGUGUGGGCACAGCUGCCAUCCAACUCACCCAGAUGGCUGGAGCUAUUCUUCUGGUCAUGGCUGGCUCACAGCACAAGCUUCGAAUGGCAGAAAAGCUUGGAGCAGCUGCUGGAUUCGAUUACAAAGAAGAGGACUUUUGUGAAGCAACACUGAAAUUCACCAAAGGUGCUGGAGCCAACCUUAUUCUAGACUGUGUAGGCGGAUCUCACUGGGAGAAGAAUGUCAACUGCCUGGCUGUUGAUGGUCUCCAUGGUCUGAUGCGAGUAGCUAACAUCAAUGGGCCUCUGUUAUCCAAGCUACUUUUUAAAGGAGGAAGCCUAAUCACCAGUCUGCUAAAAUAUAGACAAAUAGAUCAAAAAUAUAAGCAAAUGCUGGUGAAGGCUUCCACGGAACGAGCUCUGCCUCACUUCUCCAGGAAGGACCCCCAACGUCUAUUGCCACUUCUGGAUAGAGUCUACCUGUUGAUGGAAAUCCAAGAGGCCCAUGUGUACACGGAGACUGACAAGAACAUGGGCAAAAUCGUCAUGAAGCUGCCCCAGUGAAGGCACAGGGUACAGGACACUCCACCCUAGGCCUUCUCAGAGUAAACUUGGAGAAAAUUCACAGGCAAGAGUUCGGGUGCUAUUCCCAGACCCACCCUAAAACACUGCCCCUUCUCGACCUUUUCAACUGACCCAUGUUAAGCUGGCGUUAAGAAACAAAGAGGGUGGAGUUGAAGUGUGGUGUGCUCACUGGCGACCCCAGCUCGCAAACUAGCGCUGACUGGCCGGGUGAGAUGGGAGCUGGGAUGACUGACAGGGGGAUUACAGGAAGAGGCCACAGAGGUGUGGUGGGGGGGGGAGACGCAGAGAGGGCACUUGCCCCCAGACGCAAGUCCAAGAGGGCAUCAGACAAGGCACCCCUGGGCGCUACAAACAUGAAGGCGCCUGAGACAGCCGGACAAAGGACCGGGAAAAGCGUUUCCGCUGACGCAUCGUCGCU
Molecule: messenger RNA, 1708 nt
Organism: Loxodonta africana (African savanna elephant)
Lineage: Eukaryota; Metazoa; Chordata; Mammalia; Proboscidea; Elephantidae
Gene: TP53I3
Product: tumor protein p53 inducible protein 3
Molecular function (GO): quinone binding; NADPH binding; quinone reductase (NADPH) activity
Source: RefSeq, a predicted model, not a curated record